Egretta garzetta (little egret) is the source of this 3048-nucleotide messenger RNA. RefSeq names its product AF4/FMR2 family member 3 (gene AFF3). The coding region runs from base 1 to 3048 and encodes 1015 amino acids. Gene Ontology annotation, biological process: regulation of gene expression. The transcript is spliced from 24 exons. Gene Ontology annotation, cellular component: super elongation complex; nucleus. The record is from RefSeq and is a predicted model, not a curated record. NCBI's taxonomy places the organism in Eukaryota, Metazoa, Chordata, Aves, Pelecaniformes, Ardeidae.
AUGGGAGUACACUCAGAGAGCACGAUUGUCUACGAGCCGGAUAGAAACGUGCUGCGAAGGAAAGAAUGGGAAAGGAGAAAUCAGGAGGCCCAGCAGGAGGAUGGCGCGUUUAACACGAGUUACUCCCUCUUCAGUGAACCGUACAAGACUAACAAGGGGGAUGAGCUCUCGAAUCGCAUCCAGAAUACGCUGGGCAACUAUGAUGAAAUGAAAGACUUGCUAACUGAUCGAUCAAACCAGAGCCACCUUGUUGGGGUUCCAAAACCUGGGGUUCCUCAGACGUCUCUCCCCAAGCCCGAUGACCAUCUUAUUGCAGACUCUAGACCACCGCCUCCUCCUCCCAUUUCCAGCACUACUUCUUCCACACCAGCAGCCCUAUCUGCCCAGCAGAGCAAAAGCACCACGAUGGGUUGGCAGAAGGCCGGGCACAACGCCGCUUCGGAUGGCCAGCAGAGAGCGAGCAAGCACGGGCACCGGUCGAUGGAGUCGCACAAGGGUGACUUCAAACUGGCGAACCAAAAAUCCAGUCUGGAGAAACUAAAACGCUAUGCAUCGAGUCCCACCUCCUCCUCCUCUUCCUCCAACACUGCCCAGCAAAGCUCACUGAGGGCCACGCUAGGAGACAACGUCAACAGAGUGCAGCAGCCGGCAAAGCUCAGUUGUAGCUCAGAAGGAGGAGCUCAAGCGCAAGAGAGGCCAGCAAAGCAUGGUGGUGGGCACUGCGUCCAAAACUUCCCGCCCUCUCUUGCUUCGAAGCCCAGUCUGGUUCAACAAAAACCAACAGCUUAUGUAAGGCCAAUGGACGGUCAAGACCAGGCUCCUGAUGAGUCUCCAAAGCUGAAGUUACCAGCAGAGACAACCAAGUCGUAUAGGGGAGUGCCUUCUAACAAGCCUGAUUCAGCCAGGACCAAGUCAAAGAUAGCCAAGUUCAGCAUUCCUAAGCAAGAAGAGGACAGUGGAACAGGAGAUAACAGCUGCAUUGAAGAAAUAUUGCGGGAGAUGACCCAUUCAUGGCCUCCACCACUGUCAGCUAUUCACACGCCAGGAAAGGCAGAACAAAGCAAGUUUCACUUCCCAAACAAGGAGUCACAACAGGGAUCUACAGGACACAGCAAUACAAGGAAAAGCGAUGUAGAGCCAAAGAGUCCAGAGAAAAGCGCAACCCAUACAUCAAUGCUAGAAGAUGACCUCAAGUUAAGCAGCGACGAAGAAGAGACUGACCAGCAGGCAGCACAGAGAUCUGCUCUCCGCGUUCUGUCUGACAGCUCCCUGGUGGUGCCGCAGUCCAACGCCCGAGCCGCAGGACUCUCCAGCAAGGGGUCGAGCAGCAGCAGCUCCAGUGAAUCCGAGACCAGCUCAGAGUCUGACUCAGAGAGCGAAAGCAGCUCCAGCGAGAGUGACGGCAGCAAGCCCUCGCAUUACUCCAGCCCAGAGGACAUGCCGUAUGAAACGCACUUAUACGAAAAUGUGAAUGACUCAAAAAGUGUGAUGGCUGCAGUGGUUUUCAUAGGUCAUGCCUUGAUGGGAUAUGGGAGAGGUCACACGUGGAUAAGGAACUCGUUGACUAGCUCAGAUAUAGCAAAGGAGCUGGAGGAACAGUUUUACACCCUGGUUCCUUUCGGUAGGAAUGAGCUCCUGUCUCCUCUGAAAGACAGUGAUGAGGUAAAGUCGCUGUGGGUCAACAUUGACUUGGCUCUUUUGUCCAGGAUUCCAGAGCGUUUGCCUGAAGAGCCACUGGCCAUGAGCGCCGGAGCAAACCAGGCGGCCAGCCUCCCGCAGGGUAGUAGUGCUGACCCCCCCGCAGAGAAGGGUUUACCGAAAUCUAGAAGGAAACGCAAGUGUGAGAAUGAGGAAGAGUGCAGAGACAUCAAGAAGACUCAUUUAGAGAAAGAAGGUUCUUCACGAUUAGCUGCCUCUGCCCAUAGCAUCACAACAGCAAAUCACUGCAAUAUGAAUGAAAAUAGCUUGGCAAUACCAAUAAAUAAAAAUGAGAAAAUGCUUCGGUCACCCGUCUCUCCCCUCUCUGAUGCAUCAAAACACAAAUACUCCAACGAUGAUUUAACUUCCUCCAGCAGACCUAAUGGCAGCAGUCUAUUACCUUCCAUCUCCUCCAGCAAAAAACAUAAGGGUGAAAUCCAGUCACAGCCACAUCCCGGAGACUUCAAUAAAGCAAUUCACAUCAAUUCAGAAAAUGUUCUUCUCUGCAAUAAGCCCCAGUCCCAAACAGAACCUUGGUCACCUCUGUCCAGCACACCCAGGGACUGCAGAAGGACAAAGCUUAUCUUUGAUGAUAUGCCACGCAAUGCAGAUUACUUUAUGCAGGAAGCUAAACGGAAGAAGCAUAAAGCAGAUGCAAUGGUGGAAAAGUUUGGAAAGGCAUUGAAUUAUGCAGAAGCAGCACUAUCGUUUAUUGAGUGUGGAAAUGCAAUGGAACAAGGCCCAAUGGAAUCUAAAUCCCCUUAUACAAUGUAUUCAGAAACAGUUGAACUCAUCAGGUAUGCAGUGAGACUAAAAACCCACUCAGGCCCCAACGCCACGCCAGAAGACAAACAGCUGGCAGCAUUAUGUUACCGCUGCCUGGCCCUUCUGUACUGGAGGAUGUUCCGACUCAAGAGAGACCAUGCGGUCAAGUAUUCGAAAGCGCUUAUUGAGUAUUUCAAGAAUUCAUCAAAAGCUGCCCAGAACCCAUCGCCUUGGGGUGCCAGUGGAAAGAGCACAGGAACUCCAUCACCCAUGUCCCCUAGCCCUUCUCCAGUCAGCUCUGUAGGAUCCCAGGGGAGCACAGGGGCCCCUUCCCCAUCUCCUAUCAUCAGCAUCCCUCAGCGCAUUCAUCAAAUGGCCGCCAACCAUGUCAGCAUCACCAACAGCAUCCUGCACAGCUAUGACUACUGGGAGAUGGCUGACAACCUGGCCAAGGAAAACAGAGAUUUUUUUAACGACUUGGAUGCGUUGAUGGGACCUAUCACCUUGCACAGCAGUAUGGAGCAUUUAGUUCAGUACACUCAACAAGGACUUCACUGGGUGCGGAACAGCGCUCACUUGUCAUAA